AUGGAAGGACACAAGAUAAAAACCAAGUCGAAAUUCAAAGUACGCCAUCAGAAACACAAACUGUUUCGUGCCAAUGAUCCUCUACUAUCUGUACUCAUGUGGGGCGUUAACUUCACUAUUCAUGAGUUGGAAACUGUCAAUAUUCCAGUUAUGCUUUUGCCUGAGCAUUUCAAAGCAUACGUGAAGAUUCGUAUUGACAACCAAAAUUUUAACAAGGAAGUUAUGCCAAGUCAUUUUAAAGUCAAAGAGUACUGUCCACUUGUAUUCCGGGCCUUUCGAGAAUACUGGAAAGUACACGAUAAUAGCUUUCGAGAUUCUCUUACGGAACCCCCAAUACCUUUAAAUGAAGUCAACAAAUCAAAUAUAACGUAUUAUCAAUCAUAUGAUCGUCGUUUUGUACUUAAAUGCAUUUCAAAAGAAGAUGUUGAACAAAUUCAUAAUAUUCUACCAGAAUAUCACAGAUACAUUGUCGAAACUCAAGGUGACACAUUACUUCCUCAUUAUUAUGCUAUGUACAGAUUAACCGUUGAUGAUAAAGAGAAUUAUAUCUUAGUUAUGCGAAAUAUUUUAUCAAGCAAAUUAAAGAUUCAUUAUAAAUAUGAUGUUAAAGGUUCAACUGUUGACCGUAGUGCGUCGGAUAAGGAAAAAUUAAGUCCAUGUCCAACAUUGAAAGACAAUGAUUUCUUGGAAAAAAAACGCAUUAUCGAAUUGGGCCUUGAUCAAAAGAGCGUCUUCAUGGAAAGACUCAAGCGUGAUGUUGAUUUUCUUGUCAAUCAACACAAAAUGGGCUACUCCUUAUUAAUUGGUAUUCAUGAUCUUGACCAAGGUGGUGUUGAACGCGAACGAAGAUUAUCAGGUGUUGAUAUGAAUACAUCGGAUCUAUCUGGAAAUGAUUCGUCAGAUGGAUCAGAAAGUCCAACACAAAUAAACGAUGACAGUUCUUUCGAUGAACCAUUUCGAAUGCGAAGUGCUGAAUCAUCAACACGUCGAGAAUUAUAUAAUCUUGGUAUAAUCGAUAUUUUAACAAACUAUGGAAUGAAGAAGAAGAGCGCACACGUGGCAAAAACGAAACUAUCAGGUUCGGAUGCAGAUGGCAUAUCAACUGUUCGACCGGAGAUCUAUGCACGACGUUUUCUUGACUUCAUUGAUAAACAUUUUAUUUAA
Adineta ricciae is the source of this 1164-nucleotide messenger RNA. The record is from the annotation of a GenBank genome assembly. NCBI's taxonomy places the organism in Eukaryota, Metazoa, Rotifera, Eurotatoria, Adinetida, Adinetidae.